ACGAGCCUCUGACUUAGCUAUGUUUGCAUGAGCAUAAUGUUGCAUGUUUGUGGUAAUAAUGGGUUUCUUGUGAAUUUUCCUAUGAAUGACUCCGUUGACCUUUACUUUUCCACUGUAUACUUCUGUCUUCUAUUUAGUAACAGUAGUGGGCUUUGUCAAAUCAGCAUGGAGAGUAGGCAUUCUCUUUAUUGAAAGCAACAAUCUUCCUGCCUAAAAUUUUCAACAUAUUCUUUUAUUUAUAGAGUGGUCUUUUGCAAAAUGAGAAGGUAAGAGAUGUACACAGCUCAGUAACACCAUGUCCAACAUUGUCCCCACCACCUUCCUCUCUCACUUAAACCAGUGCAAUUGUUUGCAGUGGUGCAGGUGCACAUUUGUACUGAAGGGAUGUUGCAGGAGUUUCUGUUCAGACAGUCAUCCUGUUAGACCCCCCAGAGCCUCAGGGCUGCUCAAAUGACGUUUUAUGUUAUGUGGUAUUUAUAGCCACAUGACUGCCAUGACACAUGCCAUGAUAUAUGAUGGUAUUCAGAUGCAGGCUGCAGGUUUCUCUGCUUAAUAGGAAGACUCAUAGAGUACCACACAGAAUAUGUAGAUCAAAUAAAUUGGGAAGCAUUUUUAGUUUAUGUGUUUUCCAAAUUUGAAUAACUUCCAUGUAUUCAAUGUGACUGUUAUUCUAUGUGUAGGUAAUUAACUAUUAUGUUUUCUAUCUUUUAUCUAAAGCAUUAAUCCAGUGGAUUCAUUUUCAUAUUUUAGUUUAUUUAAAUUGCUUAUACUCAUCAUACUACAUCAUUGUGGACCAUUUUACAAAGCAUUCAAUAUGUUUGGUUUACGUUCAUUUAGUAUACUAAGAAAAUCUCCUUCAGGGGACUUGAAACUUGCUUUAGAUUCAUAUUGAGCAUGUAAUCAGCCCUUUUUUGUUUUGUUUUUCCAACCAUUGCAUUUUAUUGUUUCUGACUUUUAAUUUUUUGACAGCAUAAACAUUGGCUAUUUCUGUUCAGUGCUCUCUGAAUCCACCAUUUUAACAAUCCCUGCUCAAAAAUGUUACAAUGGAUGGAUAAUCUAUCGCAAGCAAGUUAAAAUGAAUUGGAAACCAAUAUGUUAUUCUUUGGAAAAUGGCCAGGAUGAUGUAAAGUAUAUAUGAUUUGUAGUCUAAAGCAUAUUAAACCAGUUUGGUAAUUUUAAGAAAAGGACUAGACAAACAAAACCUUUACAAAACAGGGCUUUUAUGGAAGGACUGGUAGGCGAGGCAAUGAUUAGGUUUCACGAAUUGAAAUAGUUCUCUUUUUUUUUUUUCUUGUCCUGUUCUUCCCUGAAUAUUUCCGUUAUUAUGUAUCAGAGGACACUCUGUGAGACUUCGAUCCCUUUUUCUCUGCUCUCGACAGAUGAGAACUUCAUUCUCAAACAUGACAGACCCUUCCUGUUGUCGAUGGCCAACCGUGGGAAGGACACCAACGGUUCACAGUUUUUCAUCACAACCAAGAUGGCACCUCAUCUCGACGGAGUCCACGUCGUCUUCGGUCUCGUCAUCUCCGGCUUUGAAGUGAUAAAGAAGAUCGAAGGGCUGAAGACUGAUUCAUCCAGCAGACCCUACGCUGAUGUGAGAGUGAUGGACUGUGGACAACUUAUCACCAAGUCUGCUAAUGAUGUACUUGAAGGCAAGAGGAAACGAAACCAUUCUGCUGAGUCGUCCCUCAACUCCCAUGAUUCAUCCUCUCAGUUCUCCUCUUCAGUGGAAUCUGAAAGUGAAUCGGAUGAAAAGCACAAACAUCGCAAGCACAAGAGACACGUGAAGAGUAAACGGUCAAAAAAGAGAAGGAGGGAAUCAAAGAAGGAGAAGAACAUUCUGCCCUCCAAGCAAAGCUCUCGCAGUCCUCUGGAAAGAGAGAUGUUGGAGGAGGAGAAUGAAGUGGAGGGAGAGAAGGAGCAGAGUGGGAAGAGAGAGAAGCCUGUCGUCCGACCAGAGGAAAUCCCACCGGUGCCAGAGAAUCGCUUUCUGUUACGACGGGACAUGCCCUCUCAGGAAGAUAAAACAGAAAUAGUUGAGAAAGAAGACGCAUCUCUUACAGCUGAACAGAAACCAUCAGUCUCCAAGUCUGGACGGAAGAUCAAAGGCAGAGGAACGAUGAGAUAUCACACCCCCACAAGGUCUAAAUCACGCUCUGCCUCUGUGGAAGAGCGUGGUAGCAGUGAAACUCCGCCGCACUGGAAAGAAGAGAUGAAAAGAACCAAGGUUUAUCAACCGCCGAGCAUUGAGCGAUGGAGCAAAGGAGACAAAUUGAAUGACCAUUCCUCAAGCAGAUGGGACGACGGAAGUGACUCUGCGUGGUCCCGGUCUGCAGAACACUCCUCAGACCGCAGCUCUGAAAGGUCCAGCCAGCGGCGCCAGCAGAGGAAAGAGAAGAAGAAAGCCAAACGCAAGAAGAAGGCCAAAAAACGUAAACACAGCAAGAAGAAGAGCUCCAAGAACAAACCUCAAGAGCCUCACCUGUCAGAGGGUGAAAGGUCGGUGUCUUCAGAAAGAAAGUCCAGAAGAUCCCGUUCUCUGUCCCGCUCCUCUUCAAAUCAGCAUCAUUCAUCAACUCGGAGGAGACGGCGGUCCUCUCUGUCUCUCAGAGAGUCGCGGUCCUACUCUAGAUCCUACACUUCCAGUCAGUCCAGAUCUAAAGGGAGGUCCAGGUCUUACUCAAGAUCCAGGAGCCUUUCUAGUUCUAGAAGUCGGUCUUUGUCUAGAUCCAGAUCUCAGUCCUAUUCUCGAUCGCGGUCUAGAUCCAGGUCAAGAUCAAGAUCCCGUUACAGAUCUAGGUCUCCUUCCAGAAAGAGGAGUUCAUCCCGAUCCCCAAUAAAGAGAAAAUCCAGCAAGCCCAAACCGGACGCCAUGAUCCACGUGCCUGAGAAGCUUUCAGACAGCAAAGCCCCGCCUGUCCCCAGACUUCCUGCAGUCCCGGCUCCUGAAAGUGUCCCUGUGAUCCCGUUGAGCGACAGUCCUCCACCCUCACGCUGGAAACCUGGUCAAAAGCCGUGGAAGCCCUCCUACAUCCAUAUUCAGGAAAUUAAAGCUAAAGUAGCUCCUAGUAACAUUUCAUCCACUGGACAAGGAGCUGAUAGUGUGACAGAAAAAGCUCAGACUUCCGUUACACCCAAAUGUUUGCCAGGGGACUCUGGAAGCGACAAGCCACACAAACCUACAGGGCGCUCGCACAGCAGGUCCUCCAGAAGCAAGUCCUACAGCCGUUCAUACAGUCGCUCAAGGAGCAGAAGUUACAGUAGGUCCAGGUCCAGAUCCCCUUAUCAGUAUAACAGCAGGUCAUCCUCCUACAGCAGAUCAGAUUCUGAAAACUCCCCGAAAACAUCUUACAACAAGAAAAAUUCACUAGACAAGGAAUGGAAAGAGUAUUACAGCUCUCUGAGGAGGAUAGAAAAUUUAAAUAAGUACAUUUCACACACCAGUAGUCAGGAUACUCAGUCGGGUUCAGAGAAGAGGGCAGGCUGUGAGCAUAGCCCUGAAAUCAGCAUCUCCGGGAGAAGUGGCUCUUGGGAGAAAAUAAAAGAGAAAGACAGCACACAGGAUCAAGAGACAAAGCAUUUCAGCUCAGUGCCAGUGGAGAGCUAUAAUAGUAGGUCUGAAUGGGAUAGUGACAGCGAUAAAGUGAGCAAAAGCAACAGCGUUGCCCUGUCAAAAAAGCAGAAACAAGCAGUUCAGUCCAGCGAAGUUCUUGACAAGAAGUUGUCUGGAUGGAAUUCAGAAAGCGACUCUGAAAAUAUAACAGCCAGGACUUUGGCCAUAUCUGAAAAAGAGGAAGGGGAGGCAAGUUCAGAAUCAGAAUACGAGACUUUCAGAAAGACGUCAGAGCCAGUGGAUGCUCUGGCAUGCAAGAUUGCUGCUGCUGCCGCCGCCGCUUCUCACAAGUCAGAGGAAAGUCCUGAGAAGGCAGCAGAGCCAGAGAAGCACAAGAGCAAGAAGAAGGCCAAACGUAAGCACAAACACAAGAGAAGAAGUGAGAACAAAAGCAGUUCCCGUCACAGUAAAGAAAAGAGAAAGAGAUCUAAAAGGAAACAUCAGAAGCUCAAAGAAACUUUUCAUUGGCAGCCACCUUUAGAGUUCGGAGAGGAGGAAGAAGAAGAUGAAUCAAAACGAGAGAAACAUAGUCCUGGUAGAGCUGUCAAAGAAAUGCCUGAUGUGGACAGUAUGAAUGAAAUGGACCAACAUUUAACCUCUUUAAACAAGAAUCCUUUUAAAGAAGAAGACAGAGGGCAAAAGCGAGCAAAACACUCUGAACCUCAUCUUCAGACAUCCGGCAGGAACGGAGCUAAUAUUCCCACUGUCAAGAAAGAGGAGUCAUUUGAUGAUAUGGACAUUUGUACCCCAGAACAUGACGCUGAAAUCGUCGAACCUCCAAUUACAAAAGAUUCUCAUAAUAACGCCCCUGAAUUAACCCAAAAAUCAGAGUCUUCAGAUAUGGAAAGUAAAGAUAGAGCUUUACCUCAUAGCAAAGAACAGCCUUCUGUUACCUUCACAACAACCGCUGGUGGACCGCAAGAUGAAGCAACCACCAGCAAACCUACAGGCACUGUAAUCAAUUUCAAAUGGAGGCCUUUGAAAGGAAUGUCAGCCCUGCAGAAUGUGAACGUGUCCCCUGUUGCCACAAAAAACAUCCAACUUCAAGAGAACCAGACCUCCAACGCACACGGAGUACGAAUGGAGAUUAAAAGCAAAAGCCGGGUCCGACCGGGAUCUCUCUUCGAUGAGGUCCGUAAGACCGCGCGGCUCAACCAGAGGCCGAGGAACCAGGAGAGCUCCAGCGAGGAAAGGUCCCCCUCUGUGGGAAAGACGAGGGGAACGUCCCACACGCGGUCCCCAAAGAAGUCCAGGUCCGCGUCCAGGAAGUCUCGCUCCGUGUCAAGUCACCGGUCCCGCUCCAGAGGCUGGUCCCGCUCCUACAGCAGGUCCAGGAGUCGAUCCCGCAGCUCCAGUUAUUCCUCCAGGAGCCGCAGCAGGAGUCGGAGGAGACGUGGAAGAGGACGGUCACGCUCUCGCAGCAGCACAUAUCGAAGUUACAGGAGUCACAGUCCAACGUACAGUAGAAGUCAUUCCAGAAGUCGCUCAUAUAAUCGUCGUCGGAGAUCCAGGUCAGACUCUUACGACAGCUAUUCCAGCUGGAGUCGGAGCGUGAGCAGGAGACGGGGGCGCAGACGAAGUGACAGCUACAGGAGCUCAGACCGACGAUCCCGGUCGUACCGCUCCUCCAGCCGCAGUUCUUCCAGGCGCAGAAGUCACAGUCGCAGCAGUCGCUACAGUUGAGCUCUCGAGUCUGCUGGGAGGGAACAAAACCACAAAGUCUGGACACUGUGCAACACACAAUAGCAAUCGCUGUUAUCAUCUCAGAUUAGAAACUAAAGCUCAAAGAGGAAACAUUGUGUUAAUAGUUUAAUACCGUACUGUUUGUCCCUCCUACAUAAGCUGACAUGGUGUUUGCGGAAUUGUUAUUGUAUGUAAAUAAAUAAACCACAUUGCAAGCUCACACACAGGCAGAUCUUCUUUUAGACUGUCUCAGCUGAAGACAACUGGGCUAAAUCUUGCCAACAUGGCCACUCUAGCAGUUAAUAAAAGAAAAUGUCUAUGUGAUAAUUCAUGAGAAAUAAGUUGUAUAUAUUUUGUAUUAUUAUAUAUUUGUGUAUUCCUUUUCUACAUCUGUUUUUUAUACACUGAAAUGUACAGUUAGACAUACUGAAAGUGUCUCAGUAGUUCUGAUGGUGUGAGGAGUUGAGUAUAUUUUGAGGUCAUGGACAAGAUUCUUUAAUGGAAAAAAUAACUUUUUGCUGCAGUUUCAAAAGUGUCAUUUUUCUUUGUUCCAUUAGUUUUAUUACUGUAUCACGAAUGUUAAAACUGUACUCAAAGUAUAGUAUUUCUGAUUUGAUUCAAUCAGUUAUGAAUGUUUACACUUAAUAAAUACCACAUCAUCUUA
Morone saxatilis (striped sea-bass) is the source of this 5960-nucleotide messenger RNA. RefSeq names its product natural killer cell triggering receptor (gene nktr). Gene Ontology annotation, cellular component: nucleus. Lineage: Eukaryota; Metazoa; Chordata; Actinopteri; Moronidae. Gene Ontology annotation, biological process: protein folding; protein peptidyl-prolyl isomerization. Bases 1325 to 5296 code for a protein of 1323 amino acids. The transcript is spliced from 12 exons. The record is from RefSeq and is a predicted model, not a curated record. Gene Ontology annotation, molecular function: peptidyl-prolyl cis-trans isomerase activity.